AUGUACCUCCCUUUCCUCCACUUCGAUACAUACAUCGAUAUUCUUCGCCGUCGCAAUUUUAUCAAGCAUCGCAUGCAGCAUGGGCGCGCUCGUCCCGUCCCUCGUGAAAUCGCAGAGCUAGACUCCGCGGAACUCCGAAUGAUCUGGGAGUACAUCGGAUACGACCCGCCCCUCAACUAUCGUCGUACUCUGGACCAGUUUGCCUACCCUUCGUUGAGAGACACCUGGGCCCGAGACGAUGAUCAGAUGCUGUACAAGCUGACGAAGGACCGCACUUCAAACGGGAUGGAUCGAGAACAAAUGAGUCUCCAGAGGAGACAGACGGUUGGAUCGACAUGGAGUCCUGCGGAGAAACUGACACCUUCAAGUACGGGUUUGCUGGAAGAGGAUACCCCGGAUACAGAUGACGACGACGAGGACUUGGAAGAGGUCAUAAAGGAUGGAAAAGUUCUCAUGGUCGACCAGCUAUGGUUAUGGGCCAUUGAUACGACGACACUAUCAACAUUCUUCAACCGCAGAGAGUCCAAGCCAAAAGAAGGGCCUCUGUUUCAGCAAGCGGACCUCAGAAACAGUGUAUACAACGAGCUCAACGGAGACCUGACAGGGCGCUGUGAGAAUUCGUUAGACCUUGCAGCGUUCAUUGUACUGCAUGCAAUAACCGUUCUACUCGAUCGGGCGUCGCAUCCAGACUUGGAGGUCUUCAGAAUCUUCGAAGAGGCUAUCAGCAUGCUGCAUUUCCGCAUGCAAACAUUCAAGGACGUGGGUGGCUCCGAUUCGGACUCGGACAGUAACCGGCCAGAAUCCAUCAAGAAGCGCCACAAGCGAGAGCUAGAGGAAGCUGAACGCGAGAACCGUGAAAACACCUCGGCUCUCAUGGAGCUUCGCGAUCUGGAGGAUGAGCUCAAAUCUUUGGAGAGACUCUUCGAAGCGCAAGAGGUUGUCGUCCGGAACAUGAAGAGCAUUUUCGAAGGGGAGGACCUGAAACAUUUGACACGAAACGGCCAGAUGUAUCUUGAAGAGUCGCUAAGCAAGGUGGACGAGUACAAGAGCCAGACGAUGGAGAUGCUGAAACGGGUUGAUACAACUAGGGCUGAUUACGAAAAACUCCUUGAGAUGGUUCAACGCAAAGCUCAAGUCGACGAAGUUCGCUGGUCCCGUCUCCAGACCGAGCUAGCAUCAUCUCAAAAUCUAUCCGUUAUGAUCUUCACCACUUUUACUGUCAUCUUUCUCCCACUGUCCUUCUUUACGAGCCUCUUCGGCAUGAACACGGUUGAGUGGGAACACCAACUCCCGACCAUCAGCUUCAUCGGCGCGGUCUCGCUGCCCUUGUCCGUGUUCAUCAUCGCCACAGCACUUGUUGCAGCUUUCAGUAGUCGCGUGCAGGGCUUCGUCAGGAUCGGGUACAAGGGUGGAAGAAAAGUCUUAGAGGCCUUGGGGUCCGGAGUCAAGAAGGUUGUGCCAAGAAAGAAGCGGGAAAAAAGGCGCGUCAACAAGUUGGAGAGGGAAGAGAGAAGGACAAGGCGAAGGGAUCGCGGAUAUGACUUCUGGCAGAAUGUGAGGAGGGAGAGGGCGAGUGAAUAUCGCAUCCCGGAGGUUAACCGUAACAAGACGAAAGUAUAG
Colletotrichum spaethianum is the source of this 1620-nucleotide messenger RNA. RefSeq lists its product as uncharacterized. Gene Ontology annotation, cellular component: membrane. Gene Ontology annotation, biological process: metal ion transport; transmembrane transport. The transcript is spliced from 4 exons. Gene Ontology annotation, molecular function: metal ion transmembrane transporter activity. The record is from RefSeq and is a predicted model, not a curated record. The coding region runs from base 1 to 1620 and encodes 539 amino acids. Lineage: Eukaryota; Fungi; Ascomycota; Sordariomycetes; Glomerellales; Glomerellaceae.